AUGUUCGGCAUAGUUCGGGUCGCUUUCUCAAUUCACACGAGCGCCAGCUUCAAGGCCGGUAGCAGUGCUUUCAAGUCGCACAACUGCACCGACGUUCGUUUCCAGCACAAGCCGCUGCCUCGGGCAGCGGUUGCUCGGCGUCGGCUAUGGCGUUCGCCUCUGGUACUGUGCGAUCAGAGGCGUAAAGACGCUUCGUCGAAGGCGGAGACUUUCGGAAGCGCAAAUUCAAAUGAAAGCACAACGAACGCUGACGCAACCGUGAACCUCGAACGAGGUCAGAGUGCAGAGGCAGCAAACCCGGGGGUGCCAACGUCCGGCGGACCGCGGCGACGUUCCCCGUUUGAGGACUUGGUCGACGGAGCUUCCGAUGGUUUCGGGGGACCCACAUCCCCAGGGCUUCCUCGACGACGCUCCAACCUAUCCGAGCAGAACGAGAGGAUUCGAGCACUCCUGGGCCUCGAGAAACGUGACACCUCGGAGCGUACCCAGCAGCGGCCAGCGGCGCCCGUUCCCGAGCGCCCAGCAACCACGGUGACGAGCACGGAGAACGCACCAGGCCUGAUCGACCUAACAGGGGACGGUGGUGUGCUCCGCGAGUUGCUCUCCCGAGGGGCACCAGAGAAAGCGGCGAACAAACAGACGCCGGUGCAAAGUACGUCGGGCAGUCGCCUUCGGGUGCACUAUGUUGGCAAACUAGCGGAGACUGGCCAGAUAUUCGAUGCAUCUCGCGAGCGACAGGAACCUUUUGAGUUUAUCCUGGGUGAAGGGAGUGUGAUUAAGGGUUGGGAGGCCGGUCUGGUUGGUCUAGCGGCCGGCGAUGUCGUGCGUCUGGUAUGUGCUCCCGCUUAUGCCUAUGGACUGCGCGGAGUGCCGCCGGUGAUCCCGCCUCGCGCGAAACUUGAGUUCGAGGUUGAGGUGCUGGAGGUGUUACCGGCCGCACCGGGCAACAGCGAAGCCCAGAGCAAAUCAUCUUUGCGUGCUCUCGACGAAGAUGACGUUCCACGUACCCCAGAAGAUAUUUCUCGCGCCUAUAUCAAACGUCUCGAGGAGCGCGCCGCGAAUCCAAAGAAGGAAUCGAAAUGGUUUAUCAUCUCGCCUUUUGCGAGUGCGACUGGAGAGCGACCGCCGUGGUGGUUGAAUCCUAACAUCACUUUCCUGAUCAUAUUUUCCGUGCUCGGUCUGGCGACGUAUGCCGUAUAUGUGUCGGGUGGCAUUCGUCAGGGGUUUCCGCCCUCGUAG
Cyanidioschyzon merolae strain 10D is the source of this 1239-nucleotide messenger RNA. RefSeq names its product similar to FKBP-type peptidyl-prolyl cis-trans isomerase. The transcript has a single exon. Lineage: Eukaryota; Rhodophyta; Bangiophyceae; Cyanidiales; Cyanidiaceae. Bases 1 to 1239 code for a protein of 412 amino acids. The record is from RefSeq and is a predicted model, not a curated record. Gene Ontology annotation, molecular function: peptidyl-prolyl cis-trans isomerase activity.